AUGGCGCUCCCUUUUCAAAAAGAGUUGGAGAAAUAUAAGAACAUUGAUGAAGAUGAGCUUCUUGGAAAACUCUCAGAAGAGGAAUUGAAACACUUGGAAAAUGUUCUGGAUGACCUAGAUCCUCAGAGUGCCCUGCUGCCAGCCGGAUUCCGACAGAAAGACCAGACCCAGAAAGCAGCCACCGGCCCCUUUGACCGCGAGCACCUCCUCAUGUACCUGGAGAAGGAGGCUUUGGAACAGAAAGACAGGGAAGACUUUGUGCCUUUCACCGGAGAAAAGAAAGGGAGAGUCUUUAUCCCCAAAGAAAAGCCUGUAGAAACGCGUAAAGAAGAAAAAGUGACUCUUGAUCCAGAACUGGAAGAAGCUUUGGCCAGUGCUUCCGACACUGAACUCUACGAUCUUGCAGCUGUUCUUGGAGUACACAAUAUGCUCAAUAACCCGAAGUUUGAUGAAGAAACACCCAACAGUAAAGAUGGCAAAGGGCCUGUGCGAAAUGUGGUCAAAGGUGAAAAGGUCAAGCCUGUAUUUGAGGAACCACCCAACCCCACGAAUGUGGAAGUAAGUCUGCAGCAGAUGAAAGCUAACGAUCCCAGCCUCCAAGAAGUCAACCUCAACAACAUUAAGAACAUUCCAAUCCCAACCCUGAAAGAAUUUGCAAAGGCUCUGGAGACCAACACCCAUGUCAAGAAGUUCAGCCUGGCUGCCACCCGCAGCAAUGACCCUGUGGCAAUUGCUUUUGCAGAUAUGCUGAAAGUGAACAAGACCUUGAAAAGUCUAAACAUAGAAUCCAAUUUUAUAACUGGAGCUGGGAUCCUGGCCCUGGUAGAGGCGCUGAGAGAAAAUGACACCUUGACAGAAAUCAAGAUCGACAACCAGAGACAGCAGUUGGGAACAGCCGUAGAGAUGGAAAUUGCCCAGAUGCUCGAGGAGAAUUCAAGGAUCCUCAAAUUUGGAUAUCAGUUUACCAAGCAAGGGCCACGAACGAGAGUGGCCGCUGCCAUCACAAAGAAUAAUGACCUGGUUCGUAAAAAGCGAGUUGAAGGAGAACGAAAGUAA
Messenger RNA from Pipistrellus nathusii (Nathusius's pipistrelle), 1056 nucleotides. NCBI's taxonomy places the organism in Eukaryota, Metazoa, Chordata, Mammalia, Chiroptera, Vespertilionidae. The record is from the annotation of a GenBank genome assembly.